Messenger RNA from Pelobates cultripes (western spadefoot toad), 591 nucleotides. NCBI's taxonomy places the organism in Eukaryota, Metazoa, Chordata, Amphibia, Anura, Pelobatidae. The record is from the annotation of a GenBank genome assembly.
AUGAAAAAGCCAGGAGAGCCAAAGGCCUUUGCUUCUAUUGUGGCAAGGGAGGCCACUACAUCAGCUAUUGCCCGAUACGUCCUCCUCGCCCUAAACAUAGCCAAUAUGGGGACUCUGUGUCACCAUCCUACAAGUCCAUCAUGGCCUCUUUUUUGUUCAACUCUGCAUGCUACUGGACCGCAAUGACCAUCUAACCAGACCAAUGGCACCAUCACAGCCCUGGCUAACCCUGCUCCUGUUCCAGAGCCUCAAAAGGAGGCUGCUGUGGCUACCUUCCAAUCCUCAGCUUCUGUCUCCCCUAAAAUUUUCUGCUCUAACACAGAGGAUCUGUCCCCAGACUGUGUAAUUGCCUCCAAUGUAACCGUGGUCCGCAGGCAAGAUCUAAAGGUCUUUGAGAAGGCUCUUAAGGCCAGAGCUGCAUCUCCUUCUCGACUCCUUGCCUCCACUGCCUUCUCAAAGAAUAACAAUCUGCAAAAUGUUCCAACCCUUGCAGAUCCUUAUGAUUCUGAUGCCUAUACAGACCUGGAUUUCCUGUCUGAUCCUGAACUGGACCAUCCUGAACUGGACAUUGGCCUACCCAGCCACCAAUAG